Messenger RNA from Fomitopsis serialis, 1293 nucleotides. RefSeq lists its product as uncharacterized. The record is from RefSeq and is a predicted model, not a curated record. The transcript has 8 exons. Bases 1 to 1293 code for a protein of 430 amino acids. NCBI's taxonomy places the organism in Eukaryota, Fungi, Basidiomycota, Agaricomycetes, Polyporales, Fomitopsidaceae.
AUGAACUUUGGAAAGCCACUCACCCCCGAGCAGACUGCUGCGUACCUGCGCACCCUCCCUGCUAUACGCGAGCGAUGCGGCCGUGUACAUGCCCUCGCUCAGGAGGGCAAACUGGAGUACUUCACCUAUCAUCCAGAGAAGGAGGCAGAUGUAGCUGCAUUCUGCGUGGACAUCAUAAAGCGUGAUUUCGGGACCAACUUCGCUUCAAUCCCACCCCACGGUCGAUGGCGGCAUCUCGACGCUGGGCGAUCCCGUGUUGAGCCCCUAAUCAACAAGUGGAAGGCGUCCCCGAAUCCUCCUGAUGACAAGGAGAUCACCAAGAGGCUUCUGGACCUCUUCCUCGUAUCUGUGCUUCUUGAUGCAGGUGCCGGAAACAGCUGGACUUACCAUGAACCGGAGUCUGGUCUGAAGUUCUCGAGAUCCGAAGGUCUUGGGGUCGCCAGUAUCAACAUGUUUGAGGAGGGUUUCUUCUCCUCGGAUAGUCAGAACCCGCAUAAAGUCGACGCGGAGGGCCUGUCGCGCAUCACUUCAGAUCGGACUGCUUCCGCCAUGCAGGUCAGCUCAUCGAACCCAAUGGUCGGUCUGGAAGGGCGUUCGUCGUUACUCCUAAACCUGGCCGAUGCAUUGCGGGCGAGCCCGACGUUCUUCGGGAGUAGCUCAAGACCAGGCGACAUCCUUGAUUUCUUCGAGUCUGAAUCGAAACCGGAAGGGCCGACACGCAAAGUGCAUAUCUUCUCCCUGCCUCGCGCCGAUUUGGCCCAAGACGCGGACCUCGCUGGGGGUGUCUCGCUAGGCGACGUAUGGCCUGUGAUGCACUCAAGCCGACGCAAUGGUGGAAGCAGACGAGCUCGUCCCUUCCACAAACUCACUGGCUGGAUCACGUACAGUCUUGUCGAGCCGAUCCAGAAGAUUCUCGGUUGGCAAAUCGAAGGCAUCGAGUACAUGACAGGACUGCCUGAGUAUCGCAACGGUGGUCUGCUCGUCGACCUCGGUGUACUGCAGCUGAAGCCAGACGCCCUGCCUUCCUCAUUCUAUCCCGACGCCAACUCAAGCAUCCCCAAACUCCCGCCUUCGCACCCAGCUAUCGUCGAGUGGCGGGCAAUGACCAUCAUUGAAUUAGAUCGGAUAGCUGAUGCUAUUCGACAGAACCUCGGUCUGAGCCCGGCUGAGUUAACGCUGGCUCAGGUUCUGGAAAGCGCGACGUGGAAGGGCGGUCGCGAGAUAGCAAAGCAGAAACGACCCGCCACCGGUGGUCCACCCAUCGACAUCGAAAGUGACGGUACGGUCUUUUAA